Molecule: messenger RNA, 5409 nt
Organism: Scleropages formosus (Asian bonytongue)
Lineage: Eukaryota; Metazoa; Chordata; Actinopteri; Osteoglossiformes; Osteoglossidae
Gene: stard8
Product: StAR related lipid transfer domain containing 8
Exons: 14
Coding region: 182-3424 (1080 amino acids)
Biological process (GO): actin cytoskeleton organization; signal transduction; regulation of Rho protein signal transduction
Molecular function (GO): GTPase activator activity; lipid binding
Source: RefSeq, a predicted model, not a curated record
GGUCAGGAAGGGCACGUUUUGCUAAGAGGGUACAGUACUUCUGGAACUGAAAAAGCAAACCCGAGCCUUUAGCCUUCUGUUUAAAGACGGACGGGGUUCGGAUAGGGGCUUCAUUCUGGCUAGGCUUGGAAACAAUGCAAUGGGCUGUGUGCAAGUUUCUCAGGGAGGUUUUUUUUGACACAUGUAUGAAACCUCAUGUUCCCGGCUCCUCCUGGCUUCUGAUCCUCUAGCUUUGGGCUCUCAUGCCUUUUUCUCAAUGACCAGCCGCAAUAGAACAGAAGCGUCGCGCCGUAAGACUGAACUUGAAGCCACAGAAGCGUGCAGUUGGCUGCGGGCAACUGGAUUUCCACAAUAUGCGCAACUCUACGAAGAUGGGCUGUUUCCAGUUAAUAUCGCUUCUGUUAAAAAAGACCAUGAUUUCCUGGACGAGGAUUCACUGAAAUCUCUCUGCAGGAGGCUGACCACCCUCAACAAAUGUGCCUCCAUGAGACUGGAAGUUCACUUUCAGCAGAAGCAGAGCGAGGACUCAGAGGACGAUGACCUCUGUGCCAUUAGUGACCGUUGGGCAUUCCAGCGGGACAGCAAACGGUGGUCUAGGCUGGACACCAACCCACCACUUGCUGCACCCAAUUUGGGAGUCCUUUCAGCCAACAGGAGGGCUUCAGUUAGCACUGAGAGUGUCCUUAGUGACCUCAGUGACCUUGAAGUGACCUCAGUGCAAAGCAAUGGCAGUCUGAGUUGUGGCAGUGCCAGAGGAACCCCUCUGAGCAGCCAGAUCACCAUAUCGGAACCCUUUGCACCCCAGUCUUCGGACUCUCCUGAUGGGUCACUUCACAGCAGCCAGGGCGCCAGCUCUUCCAAGGACCACCUCUCCAUCCGAGAAAAGACAAGGAGGUGUUCCAGGAGGAUCUUCAGGAGAAUAGAGUCUCUCAGGAGAAAAGACAAAGAAAGGGAAGCAGUGAAUAUGAAGGACCUCAUCAACCCAAAGGUAGAUGUUAAACAAGGGCAGUUGCAGCCUACUGUGAGCCUGCAUUGCACACAGAACGAGAGCCUUCCAGGCUUGAAACAAAAUGCUCGGGAGAGUAGUAGCUCCCCGUACAGCAGGAAGACCUAUAAUACGAUUUGCAGGAGCACUGCACGCAGAUCCUUGGUGGAAGGGAGAGUCAAAACGAAAAGUAAAGGACUUUAUUUGGAAGACUAUGAGAGGUACUUGAAGGUCCCUAACUGGACAGAUCAGUCGAGUAAACUUGAGAGCAGGCAGGAAAGCUGUCUUGUUCAUCUCCCUAAAGGCCACAAGCCAGGCACGUUCCCUAAGUCUCUCUCCAUUGAAAGUUUGUGUCCCGGUCCCCAUGAUGAUUCAAAUGGGUGGCAGUUGGACAACACAGAUGUUUCUCUUGGCAGCGCUAGUGAGUCUCAGGACUUUUCAGGGCUUCACCAGAGACGGAACUCCUGUGGCUCCAUGGGGAGCGUCUAUGACAAUGUGCCAGAGGACUAUGGGAGCACCUGGAACCUGAACCUGGAGGGUGAUAAAGUUUUCGAGCAUCUUGAUGACAUCCUGCAGCAUGUUCAUGGCCUCCAGCAGAACAUUGACCACUGGUCCAAGAAGAUCUCCCUGGAGCUGGAAGACAGGGACAUAGACGGUGAUUCAGAGGAGCGAGCAGAAACCACGUAUCCUUCAAGCCUGCAUUUUGAGGAGCGGUCCAUGUCAGACAUUGGAACAGCGGCAAGUGACUAUGACAGCACAGGGAAUUCACUGAAUGAGGCGGAAGAGAUGGAGAUGAGAGAGCGUCGUGAUUCAGGAGUUGGAGCCUCUUUGACCAGGCCAAGCAGGAAACUGAGAUGGCACAGUUUUCAGAACUCCCACAGACCCAGCCUGAACUCAGCCUCCCUGGAGAUAAACCUCCAGUCAGCUGCACAGCUCAACCUGCUUCAGAAGUUCUCUCUGCUGAGAUUGACAGCAAUAAUGGAGAAAUACUGUUCACCCAAUAAGCAUGGCUGGAGCUGGGCAAUGCAAAAGUUCAUGAAGAGGGGCAAGGUCCCAGACUAUAGAAGUAAGAACGUCUUUGGUGUCCCCCUGGUCAUCAAUGUUCAGAGGAGCGGCCAGCCCCUACCCCAAAGCAUCCAGCAAGCCAUGCGCUACAUCCGCAGUCGCUGUGUGGACCAGGUUGGCAUUUUCCGCAAGUGCGGCGUCAAGUCGCGAAUCCAGACCCUGAGACAGUUGAACGAGACGUCACCAGACCAUGUGAGCUAUGAAGGCCACUCUGCUUAUGACGUGGCUGACAUGCUGAAACAGUACUUCCGAGAUCUUCCAGAACCUGUGUUUACCAGCAAGUUGACAGAAACCUUCCUGCAGAUCUACCAGUUUGUCCCCAAGGACCAGUGUCUGCAGGCAGUGCAGGCUGCUGUUGUGCUCCUGCCUGACGAGAACCGGGAGGUUCUCCAGACGCUCCUCUACUUCCUUAGCGAUAUCGCCUCUGCCCAGGGUAACCAGAUGACUGCUGGCAACCUGGCUGUGUGUCUGGCACCUUCCAUCUUCCACCUCAAUGUCUCCAAAAAGGAGGGCACUUCGCCCAGAUUAAUGCACAAGAGGGGUGGCAUGGGUAAGCCAGAUCAGAAGGACCUGAAUGACAACAUGGCAGCAACGGAAGGUCUCAGUCACAUGAUCAUCGAGUGCAAGAAGCUUUUCCAGAUUCCGCAGGAUAUGAUGCUGCAUUCGCAGAACUCGUACCUGGCUGCAGAUGCCCAGCCGCUUCCCCUCCACGGAAUCGGCAUGAACCUGAAGGGCGAGCCGGCGGACUACCGUGCCUACCUGGAGGACAGCAUCCAGUGCCUCUUACGAGAAACGACAGAGAAGAGCAAAGGGUGGCGAGGCGUGUCAGCACCCGAGAACACAGAGCUGGCGUACAAGAAGGUUGGAGAUGGACAUCCCAUACGCCUGUGGAAAGUCUCCACAGAGAUUGAGGCCCAGCCCAGCACUGUGUUGCACAGAAUUCUGCGAGAGCGCCACCUAUGGGACGAUGACCUGCUGCACAGCCGCGUGGUGGAAGCUCUCGAGGACAACACGGAGGUGUAUCAGUACGUCACGGACAGCAUGGCUCCUCACCCCCGCAGAGAGUUUGUUGUGUUGAGGAGGUGGUACACCGACCCGUCCAAGGGGCUCUGUCUGCUAGUGUCCUCCUCAGUGGAACACAACAAGGGGCCCCUAGAGGUUGGCCUGCGAGCUGUGCUCCUCACCUCUCGCUGGCUGAUUGAGCCUCAGGGUGUCGGGCGCUCGCGGCUCACCCACUUCUGCAGGGCUGACCUCAGGGGCCGGUCUCCAGAGUGGUACAACAAAUUCUUUGGCCACCUCUGUUCUGUGGAGGUGGCCAGGAUUCGAGAUUCAUUCCCGGUUUUCACAGUUCGUGGACCGGAAACGAAGCUCUGACGUGUAUGUUUUUCAUGCGACGCGAGCCUGUUGAAUAAGCUACCACACGUUUUCCACCCAGGAGGGAAUUCUACAAGAUACACCAGAAUUGGAAUCUUCUUCCAGGUCCUGGUUCCCUCUGUGGAAGAGGCACUGAUGUAAAGAGAACUCUACACUCGUGUGAAAAGAGAAGUGAACUGGACAAGUGGUCUUUUGAGAAAACGCAAACUAACCUUGUCUGAAGUUCAAAGAUGUUUAAAAUUGACAGAAUGAACUGAAGUUUAUGAAAACCAUAACUGACCCAAAAUACAAGCAUCGGAGACUCAUCUGUAUUUGGCAAGGUGUAAAAUGAUCCCAUGGACCUUCUCUGUGGCCAUGGUGACACGUCUUUCUUUUUGAAAGAUGUGUUUACAGACCACUUGUCACAGUGGCGAGAAAUAUGGCCGUCAUUUAAGGAAAAUCCAUAUCUUGCUUUCGCAAGCGCUCAAUAAACAGCAGCAGAAAGUGCCGAUGCGCUGACGCCUUUUCAUAGAAUAUACCACCAUCAUGUUCACGCUGCUAUGUGUUUAACUAAUAGAAUUCUGAAUAAUACAUUUUAACUAUAAUAAAGGAGGGGUUUCAAAUGUACAUAGAUUUAAAUAAAAGCACAACUCAGGCGCUGUCUAAAUUACUUAUUGAGGACUUUGUGGACUAUAUGCAGCUCACUCAUGUUCUGCUACACUGCUCUUGCCAGUGUCAUUUUAUUUUAGCUUUUUAAAUAGGUUUUAUUUGAUACUUGAUAACAGCACCUUGAAUUUAAGGUUUGUGGCCUAUGUGAUAGUUAAGUUAAUACAAUUUUUAUGAAUAGAAGCCGAUAAGGUGUUUGAAAUAUUGUACUUUGCAAACAAAGAACUGACCUUGUGGUUGUUUUGUUCCCACAUUGCCUGAACUGUGUGGUAUUGUCCCUGUUUCUUUUACUGCACUGUGAUAAAUUAUAAGAUUGCGUCCCACACUCAACGUCCAUUCUAUUUUCUACUUCGCUAUAUAGUUAAUUCUACCAGUGUAACUGAAACUGCAUUGAGGUGCUACUGUGACUGAUUUGACAGUUUCCUGCAACGACUUGUUUACCCAGCGUGAACUGAAGUCACCUCAAGGUUUUGUCGCACACCUUAUCAGUUUUAUGGGAAAUUGCAUCAUGGGAUUUCUGCUGAGUAUCGGAAAUGACCUGAGUAAAAUGAUGGAGUGGGUCGCCAUGUUGUGCAAAAUGAUGAAAAUAAUACAUUUUGGCAUGAUUAUGUGGUCAGUAUAUUGACAAAACUGUUUUUUUUUUUUGUAUGUAUUUAUGUGUGUGUGUGUGUGUGUGUGUGUGUGUGUGUGCAAAUUUUACUGCAUUUCACUGAUCAGUGUUAUUUAUGUCAGGUCUUGCUUCAGUGUGGUGAUAUAUUUCAGGUCAAAGGGCAUUCUGUACUAUAAUUAUACUCUUAAGAUGUUGGUCCACAUAAUGUGAAAGUAUACAAUGGCCAAAUUCUUCACAUUAAUUUUGUGUACUUUCCCCCAGUUACCAUAUAUAUACAUAUAUACACUGUAUAUAUGUGUAUAUAUGUAUGUAUGUAUGGAUGUAUGUAUUUUCACACCAAAUAGAGAUCAGAUUGUCAUUCUUUGCUUUACUUCAUUUUCUACAUUUUGUUUCAAAAUGUAUAUUCUUUUACCUUUGUUAUUGCUUCAUUGAUGACAACUGUGCUUUUAGAGUUUAUUAUUUUUUACUUUGCACUUGAAAUCAUUGUUCAAGUGAAAAUCAGUUUUAAAAAGCACAGUGAUUGACAGUAUUAGGUGUACAUUCCCCUUCAAUCUCUAACAGAUUGGCUAAGAGUUGUGAAAUUUAAACUGCUUUUUCAACAUUUUAUGUAUAGUUAUAUCAUUUGACUAAGUGGUGCACAGUGCAUUUUUGCCUCAAUUGUAUUUAUAUAUCUAAUUUACGAUACUAUUUCAGCUGUUCAGUUAUAAAUCUUAUUUUAUUUCUUCAGAUG